Molecule: messenger RNA, 1221 nt
Organism: Pipistrellus nathusii (Nathusius's pipistrelle)
Lineage: Eukaryota; Metazoa; Chordata; Mammalia; Chiroptera; Vespertilionidae
Source: the annotation of a GenBank genome assembly
AUGCGCCUCAAUGGCUCGGCCGCCGGCCCCGGCCCCCUGGGCGCCCGGCCCUCCCCGCUGCCGCCCGCCGGCCCCGGCUGGGACAACGCCUCCGAGGGGGAGCGGGCGGCCCCGGGCAGCGACCUGGACGUGGACACGGACAUCUACUCCAAGGUGCUGGUGACCGCCGUGUACCUGGCGCUCUUCGCCGUGGGCACGGUGGGCAACGCGGUGACGGCGCUCACGCUGGCGCGGAAGCGCUCGCUGCGGAGCCUGCAGAGCACCGUGCACUACCACCUGGGCAGCCUGGCGCUCUCCGACCUGCUCAUCCUGCUGCUGGCCAUGCCCGUGGAGCUGUACAACUUCAUCUGGGUGCACCACCCCUGGGCCUUCGGCGACGCCGUCUGCAGGGGCUACUACUUCCUGCGCGACGCCUGCACCUACGCCACGGCCCUCAACGUGGCCAGCCUGAGCCUGGAGCGCUACCUGGCCAUCUGCCACCCCUUCAAGGCCAAGACCCUCAUGUCCCGGAGCCGCACCAAGAAGUUCAUCGGCGCCAUCUGGGUGGCCGCCGGCCUGCUGGCCGUGCCCAUGCUCUUCGCCAUGGGCCAGCAGAGCCGCGGCGCCGACGCCCAGCACCCCGGCAGCCUGGUGUGCACGCCCGUCGUCAGCGCGGCCACCAUCAAGGUCGUCAUCCAGAUCAACACCUUCAUGUCCUUCGUGUUCCCCAUGGUGGCCAUCUCCAUCCUCAACACCAUCAUCGCCAACAAGCUGACGGUCAUGGUGCGCCAGGCGGCUGAGCAGGGCCACGUGUGCACGGCUGGGGAAAAGCACAGCUCGUUUAGCGUGUCCGUGGAGCCCGGCCGGGUCCAGGCUCUGCGCCACGGAGUCCUGGUUUUACGCGCCGUGGUCAUCGCCUUCGUGGUCUGCUGGCUGCCCUACCACGUGCGGCGCCUCAUGUUCUGCUACGUUUCCGACGAGCAGUGGACCCCGUUCCUCUACGACUUCUACCACUACUUCUACAUGCUGACCAACGCCCUCUUCUACGUCAGCUCGGCCGCCAACCCCGUGCUGUACAACCUGGUCUCCGCCCGCUUCCGCCAGACCUUCCUGGCCACGCUGGCCUGCCUCUGCCCCCUGUGGGCGCGCAGGAGCGCCAGGCCCGCCCUCUCCAGGAAGACCAACAGUGUGUCCAGCAACCUCACCUUCUCCAGCAACCUCACCAGGGAGAGGCUCUUCUAG